ACUCCUAAAUUUUUCGUUUGUGGUGGCAUGUAGCGCUGUAGAACGACGUGUUGCAUUACAUGUCCAUUUCAAUCCGUUUGUACGUAAAUAAGUUACGAGCUUUCAAUUAAAAUAAUUUUCCUAUAAAAAGUACAGUUUAUUGCAAUUCAAAAUGGGUGGUAAAAGAAGAAAAAUUGGAAAGCAGAGGAAGGAUAAAUUUUACCAAUUAGCAAAAGAAACUGGUUAUAGGUCACGUGCUGCUUUUAAAUUAAUUCAGAUGAAUCGAAAAUUUGAGUUUUUGCAAAAAUCCCGAGUAUGCAUAGAUUUGUGUGCAGCUCCUGGAGGGUGGAUGCAAAUCGCUCGACAAAAUAUGCCAGUAUCUUCUGUAAUAAUAGGUGUAGACUUGUUUCCCAUAAAGCCCAUUCCAGGAUGUAUUAGUUUAGUUGAAGAUAUAACAACAGACAAAUGCCGUGUAUCAAUAUCACGUGAAUUGAAAACUUGGAAAGCUGACGUUGUACUUCAUGAUGGAGCACCAAAUGUUGGUAAAAACUGGCUCCAUGAUGCAUAUCAACAAAUUGUCUUAACUCUAGCUGCUCUUAAAAUGGCAACAUAUUUCUUACGACCUGGUGGUUGGUUUAUAACUAAAGUUUUUCGUUCAAAAGAUUAUAAUGCACUAGUUUGGGUGUUAAAGCAAUUAUUCAGGAAGGUACAUGCAACUAAACCACAAGCAUCACGUGCAGAAUCUGCUGAAAUUUUUGUUGUUUGUCAGUAUUAUAUUGCGCCAGAUAAAUUAGAUCCUAAAUUUUUAGAUCCAAAAUAUGUUUUCUCAGAAUUAGAAAUUGAGCCCACAAAUAAAUUAAAUGUAUAUAAUCCUGCGAAAAAGAAAGAUAAAGUGGAGGGUUACCCAGAAAAUGAUUAUACUUUAUAUCAUAAGCUAUCUGUUAAAGAUUUUAUAGCACAUGAAAAUGCUGUGGAAGCAUUGCAGAAUGCUUCUGAAAUUGUUUUUGAUGAUGAAACAAUAGCAAAUCAUGAGAAGACCACCAAAGAAAUUAAGGAAUGUUGUAAGGAUAUUAAAGUAUUAGGAAAAAAGGAUUUACGAAGUUUAAUUAAUUGGUGGAAGGCAGUAAAGGAAUCUUUAAAAGAAAAAGAACCAGAUGAAAAUGUACAAAAUUUGCCUGAUGAGGCAACAAAAGCACCACCUAUGAGUCAAGAAGAACUGGAAGAUUUGGAAGAUGAACAAAUUAGAAAACAAAUAGAAGAACUUAGAGAAGAAGAAGCUAGAGAGCUUAAACGGAAAAAGAAGAAAGCUAACAAAGAAAGGCAAAAAUUAAAUGAACGAUUGAAACUAAAAAUGAUUCAUAAAGGAAAUGAAGGUCCUGUAUUAGAAGGAGAUGAUAUGUUUAGUUUAAAAGACAUUAAAACACAUCAACAGUUAGCAAAUAUAAUGGAUCAAGAUCCUGAUCUAGUAGCACAAAGUGAUGUAGAUUCAGAUGCAGAACAAAGAAAACCAAAAAAGGUUAGAUAUAAUAAGGAUGAAGGACAUUUAGAUAGCUCAAAUUUAUACUAUAAAACAGAAGAUAGUGAACCAGAGGAUUCAAGCGAUGCUUCAGAUGAUGAUUCAGACAGCAAUAAGUCAGGCUUAGGUUUAAAUGAAUCUGACGACGACGAUACAAAGAAAGUUUCUAAAAAGAGAAAAAAUAUUGAUGAAGAUCCAGAGAAUCCUUUAUUAACUGAUUUAGAUCAUAGAGACAAGAAAACUAAAAGAAUUCACAAAGCAGAAUUAUGGUUUGAGAAGGAUAUAUUUAAAAACUUAGAAGUUGAAAAGGAUGAAGAUUUUGAAUUGGAUAAAAUGGUCGAGGAAUAUAAAAAGAAAGGGGGUCGUAUAAUAGGACAAGACAGUUCCAUAGAUAGUGAUAAAGAAAGUAAAGUAAAAAAAUCUAAGAAUAUACAAAAAAAGAAACAAGGAGAUGGCGAGAACAAUAACGACUAUAAUAGUGAUGAUACAGACUCUGAUUAUGAUGUUGACAAAAUGGUUUCAACUACAAAAUCUAAAAAAGAUAAAAUUAGCGGCAAAGAUAAUCCUCAGGCGACUAAUGCAAAAUCAAAGAAAAGGAAACGUUUAUCAGAAGAAGAUUUAGCAUUAGGAUCACUAUUAAUUCAAAGUAAAAAAACUCGAAGGGAUUUAGUAGAUUCAGCCUGGAAUAGAUAUGCAUUUAACGAUGAAAAAUUACCAGAUUGGUUUGUACAAGAUGAAGAAAAACACAUGAAGAAUGUGAUGCCGGUACCUAAGGAACUUGUUGAUGAAUAUAAAAAACGUGUUGAGGACUUAAAUGUUAGACCAAUCAAAAAAGUAAUAGAAGCAAAGUCAAGAAAGAAGCGAAGAGCGUUACGUAAAUUAGAAAAAGCAAAGAAAAAAGUGGAAACAAUAAUGGAUAACACUGACAUUAGCGAUAGAGAGAAAGCGAAACAAGUUCAAGCAUUAUAUAAGAAAGCCCAUAAAGAGCCGAAGAAGAAUGUUACUUACGUAGUGAUGAAAAAACAUAUGGCACAGAAGAAAGCGGCAAGACCACCAGGUGUUAAAGGACGUUAUAAAUUAGUUGAUCCGAGAAUGAAGAAAGAUUUACGUGCGGCGAAAGCAAAAGAAAAAACUAAGGGACGCGGAAAGAAGAAUAGUGGUGGUAAACCACUUCGAGGGAAGUUUAAAGCUCAGAAGAGAAAAAAGACAAAAUAAUUUAUUUUAUGUAGAAUACAAAAUGAUUGUAUAAAUUUGUAAUCUCUACUUCUUUAUAAUCCUAAACUUUUAACAACAGUAUGACAAAACACCGAAAAACAGAUAUUACUUUGCAAUAUUUUUGUAACAGUGUAAAUAAUGCAUUUUGUACAUAAAUACAUAUUGUGUAUAUAGUUUACACAACCAUUUUUGUA
This is a messenger RNA of Bombus impatiens (common eastern bumble bee), 2904 nucleotides long. Its product is annotated as pre-rRNA 2'-O-ribose RNA methyltransferase FTSJ3. Gene Ontology annotation, molecular function: rRNA (guanine) methyltransferase activity; rRNA (uridine-2'-O-ribose)-methyltransferase activity. The coding region runs from base 152 to 2710 and encodes 852 amino acids. The transcript has 6 exons. NCBI's taxonomy places the organism in Eukaryota, Metazoa, Arthropoda, Insecta, Hymenoptera, Apidae. Gene Ontology annotation, biological process: maturation of 5.8S rRNA from tricistronic rRNA transcript (SSU-rRNA, 5.8S rRNA, LSU-rRNA); rRNA methylation; maturation of LSU-rRNA from tricistronic rRNA transcript (SSU-rRNA, 5.8S rRNA, LSU-rRNA). Gene Ontology annotation, cellular component: preribosome, large subunit precursor; nucleolus; nucleus. The record is from RefSeq and is a predicted model, not a curated record.